AUGGGGAAGGAGCAGGAGUUGGUGCAGGCGGUGAAGGCGGAGGACGUGGGCACCGCGCAGCGGCUGCUGCAGAGGCCGCGGCCCGGCAAGGCCAAGUUGCUCGGCUCCACCAAGAAAAUCAACGUCAACUUCCAGGACCCAGAUGGCUUCUCUGCCUUGCACCACGCGGCCCUGAAUGGCAACACAGAAUUGAUUACCUUGCUGCUGGAGGCUCAGGCUGCUGUGGACAUCAAGGACAACAAAGGCAUGCGGCCCUUGCACUACGCGGCCUGGCAGGGCCGGAAAGAGCCCAUGAAGCUGGUGCUGAAGGCAGGCUCAGCGGUGAACGUGCCGUCCGACGAGGGCCACAUCCCGCUGCACCUGGCGGCCCAGCACGGUCACUACGACGUGUCUGAGAUGCUGCUCCAGCACCAGUCCAACCCGUGCAUGGUGGACAACUCGGGGAAGACGCCCCUGGACCUGGCUUGUGAGUUCGGCCGUGUUGGGGUGGUCCAGCUGCUCCUGAGCAGCAACAUGUGUGCGGCUCUGCUGGAGCCCCGGCCGGGGGAUGCCACCGACCCGAACGGCACCAGCCCCCUGCACCUGGCGGCCAAGAACGGCCACAUCGACAUCAUCAGACUCCUGCUCCAAGCAGGCAUCGACAUCAACCGCCAGACCAAGUCCGGCACGGCCCUGCACGAGGCUGCCCUCUGCGGGAAGACAGAGGUGGUGCGGCUGCUGUUGGAUAGUGGGAUCAAUGCCCACGUGAGGAACACCUACAGCCAGACGGCCCUGGACAUCGUCCACCAGUUCACCACGUCCCAGGCCAGCAAGGAGAUCAAACAGCUGCUGAGAGAGGCUUCGGCGGCCUUGCAGGUCCGGGCCACCAAGGAUUACUGCAACAAUUAUGACCUGACCAGCCUCAACGUGAAGGCAGGCGACGUCAUCACGGUCCUGGAGCAGCACGCGGACGGCCGGUGGAAGGGCUGUAUCCAUGACAACCGGACAGGCCACGACCGGGUGGGUUACUUCCCGUCCUCGCUGGGCGAGGCCAUUGUCAAGCGAGCAGGAUCCCGGGCAAGCGGCGAACCGAGCCCACCGCAGGGAGGCUCCUUGUCAGGGCCCUCUGCGCCCCCCGAGGAGAUCUGGGUGCUGCGGAAGCCCCUCUCAGGCGGGGACCGCAGCGGCAGUGUGAGCAGCGUGGCUGGGAGCCGGAGCACCGGGGGCCACGCCCUGCACGCGGGCUCUGAAGGGGUCAAGCUCCUGGCCACGGUGCUUUCCCAGAAGCCGGUGUCGGAGUCCAGCCCGGGAGACAGCCCCGCCAAGCCUCCAGAAAGCUCUGCAGGUGCAGCCCGGCCCCAGCCUCCAGUGGCUCUUGCAGGGCAGGCGUAUGGGGAGCAGCCACCCAAGAAGCUGGAGCCAGCGUCGGAAGGCAAGAGUGCCGAGGCGGUCAGCCAGUGGCUCGCCACGUUCCAGCUGCAGCUCUAUGCCCCCAACUUCACCAGCGCUGGCUACGACCUGCCCACCAUCAGCCGCAUGACCCCCGAGGACCUCACGGCCAUUGGCGUCACCAAGCCAGGCCACCGGAAGAAGAUCACAGCUGAGAUCGGUGGCCUGAGCGUCCCCGACUGGCUGCCGGAGCACAAGCCCGCUAACCUGGCCGUGUGGCUGUCCAUGAUCGGCCUGGCCCAGUACUACAAGGUGCUGGUGGACAACGGCUACGAGAACAUCGACUUCAUCACGGACAUCACCUGGGAAGACCUGCAGGAGAUCGGCAUCACCAAGCUGGGACACCAGAAGAAGCUGAUGUUGGCCGUGAGGAGACUCGCGGAGCUGCAGAAGGCCGAAUCGGCCAAGUAUGAAGGGGGGCCCUUGCGCCGGAAGGCGCCGCCGUCGCUCGAAGCCAUGGCCGUGGAGUCGCCGCCUCCUGAGCCCGCCCCGGCGGACUGCCGCUCCCCCAAGAUGAGCACUUUCCAGGACAGCGAGCUCAGUGGGGAGCUGCAGGCGGCCAUGACGGGCCCGGCUGAGGCAGGGGCUGCUGCCUCCGAGAAGCCUUCCAACCACCUGCCGCCCACCCCCAGGGCUGCCGCGCGGCCAGAGCCUGGCCUGGGUGGACGGGCCCGGCACAUGAGCAGCUCUCAGGAGCUGCUGGGCGACGGGCCCCCGGGGCCUGGCAGCCCCAUGUCUCGCAGCCAGGAGUACCUGCUGGACGAGGGCUCGGCCCCCAGCACCCCGCCCAAGGAAGCCCGGCCCGGACGCCACGGCCACAGCGUCAAGAGGGCCAGCGUGCCCCCGGUGCCGGGCAAGCCACGGCAGGCGCUCCCGCCGGGCACCAGCCCCUUCACGCCCCCGCAGACACCCACCAAAGCCCGACCGGGCUCCCCCCAGGCCCUCGGGGGGACUCACGGGCCAGCCCCAGCCACAGCCAAGGUGAAGCCCACCCCGCAGCUGCUGCCACCCACGGAGCGCCCCAUGUCACCCCGCUCGCUGCCCCAGUCACCCACACACCGUGGCUUUGCCUACGUGCUGCCCCAGCCUGUGGAUGGCGAGGCAGGGCCAGCCGCUCCUGGGCCCACACCCCCACCCGUGCUGGCAGCGGUCCCCACGCUGUGCCUGCCCCCCGAGGCCGACGCAGAGCCGGAGCGUCCCAAGAAGCGUGCCCACAGCCUGAAUCGCUACGCGGCCUCUGACAGCGAGCCGGAGCGGGAUGAGCUGCUGGUGCCAGCUGCAGCGGGGCCCUACGCCACGGUGCAGCGGCGCGUGGGCCGCAGCCACUCGGUGAGGGCGCCUGCCGGCACCGACAAGAACGUCAACCGCAGCCAGUCUUUCGCCGUGCGGCCCCGCAAGAAGGGGCCCCCGCCCCCACCUCCCAAGCGCUCCAGCUCGGCCAUGGCCAGCGCCAACCUGGCGGACGAGCAGGCGCCAGAGGCUGAGACUGAGGACGGUGGGCUGGGGGUCCGGGCGCAGCGCCGGCGGGCCAGCGACUUGGCUGGCAGUGUGGACACGGGCAGCGCCGGCAGCGUGAAGAGCAUCGCAGCCAUGCUUGAGCUGUCGUCCAUCGGGGGUGGGGGCCGGGCCGCCCGCAGGCCUCCCGAGGGCCACCCCACACCCCGUCCUGCCAGUCCAGAGCCGGGCCGGGUGGCCACGGUGCUGGCCUCAGUGAAGCACAAAGAGGCCAUCGGGCCUGACGGUGAGGUGGUGAACCGGCGCCGCACGCUCAGCGGGCCUGUCACCGGGCUCCUGGCCGCUGCCCGCCGGGGGCCCGGGGAGCCCACCGACCAAGGCCACCCUGUGGAGGAUGCCGCUGCCCGGCAGCGGGCUCGAGGCCCGGCCAAGGCUGAGGCCAGUGCCGAGGGCCCCCCUCUGACCAGGGUGGAGGCCAGCGCCACGCUCAAGAGGCGCAUCCGGGCCAAGCAGAGCCAGCAGGAGAGCGUCAAGUUCAUCCUGACCGAGUCCGACACGGUCAAGCGCCGGCCCAAGGUCAAGGAGCGGGAGGCCGGGCCUGAGCCGCCCCCACCGCCGCUGUCCGUGUACCAGGACAGCAUGGGCACCGUGCGGCGCCGGCCAGCCUCGGAGCAAGCUGGGGCCCCGGAGCUGCCCCCGCCGCCCCCGCCCGCCGAGCCCCCGCCGGCAGACCUGGCGCACCUGCCCCCACUGCCCCCUCCCGACAGCGAUGCCCGGAAGCUGGCCAAGCCACCCGUGUCUCCCAAGCCCGUCCUGGCCCAGCCUGUGCCCAAGAUCCAGGGCUCACCCACACCGUCCUCUAAGAAGGUGCCGCUCCCAGGCCCCGGCAGCCCAGAGGUGAAGCGCGCCCACGGCACGCCGCCGCCGGUGUCGCCGAAGCCGCCGCCGCCGCCCACGGCGCCCAAACCGGCCAAGGCCGCGGCGGGGCUGCCGCCGGGCAGCGCCAGCCCGUCGCCCGCGCCCUCGCCGGCGCGCCAGCCGCCCGGCGCCCUCGCCAAGCCGCCCGGCACGCCGCCCUCGCUGAGCGCCGGCUCCGCCAGGCCCCCGUCGCCCGGCGCGCCCGCGCUGCUCGUGCCCGCCAAGCCCCCGCGCGCCGCCGCCGCCGCCGCCGCCGCCGCGAUGCCCGCCGCGCCGGACGGCGCCGCCCCGGGGGAGAGCGCCCGGCAGAAGCUGGAGGAGACGAGCGCGUGCCUGGCCGCCGCGCUGCAGGCGGUGGAGGAGAAGAUCCGGCAGGACGGGCAGGGCCCGCGCCCCUCGGCCGCCGCGGAGAAGAGCACUGGCAGCAUCCUGGACGACAUAGGGAGCAUGUUCGACGACCUGGCCGACCAGCUGGACGCCAUGCUGGAGUGACCCGGCCGCCCACGUCGGGCCCGGCCCCGCACACUGACCUUUACCUCAGGACGGGCUCCUCCGGGCCGGGCGGCCGGGCGGCUCAGCCUGCGCACAAGCACAACGCCGCCCCGGGCCCCGUGGGGGUCAGCAGGGGGCCUGCCUGGGGGCUCCAAGGGCUCUGGGGGACCCUGCUGCCCCGUGGGUGCCCGUCCGUUUGCUGCUCCCUGUGCAAUAACUGCGGGGCACCCGCCCACUGCGCAGGCCCCGGCCCCUCCUGGCCAGCGCUGGGGCCGGGCCACUCCCCACUGAGGCAGAGCACAGGCCUUGGCCCAGCACAGAGCUGCCCGUUGGGGACCCUCUGCCCGCCGCUCGGGCGCAGCACACGGCCCAGAGGACUGCAGCCAGAAUAUAAGCUAUCGAGAGUAUUAAUUUAUUGGGAAUGAGCUGAAGCAGACUUCCCCAGAGAAACAAAAAGGUAUAACUUUAACAAAUAUAUAUUUAAAGAAAGAAAUAUUAUUGAUUCUAUAGAAAACCAUUUACCAACGGAAAGGACAGUCUCACUAGAGACGCAAAGCUGUUCCGGCCCAGGCCGCCCGUCUGUCCACUGUCCCCCUCCCCCACCAGGACGACCAGGCCCCUAGCCACCUGCCCACACCGGGGCUUGCGGCCAGGCCCGGGGGUGGGUGCUCGGCCCAGGGCUCCCCCUGCCCCUCUUGUGACUUCUCCGUGUCCCCAGAACUCGAAGGAUGUGCCUUGCUCACUGAUGGGCUUGUCCUCGCCACGCCACGGGGACCACGGGAGGGGCUCGUUCCUGGGUGCUGGCGUGGCAGCAGUGGGCAGUUGCGUCAGGGUGUGCUGGCUCCCGGGGGCCCUGUGCAGGCAGCCCACCCAGUUCCCACGGAUGCUUCUGCUCGAGGUCCAAGGCUGUGUGUGUGGUCCUUCUCGCCCUCUCUCCCCCUCUUUCCCUCCCUCCCACAAGUACUGAUUGGUCUCCUCUGUCUUUUGCUGAUCCACAAGUGUUGGGCACAACUUUGACAUUUCGUAAAAAAAAUUUUUAAAAAUGCCAGAAACUAGCAGUUGUGUGGGGCUGAUGGAGGAGACUGGCGGAGGUGGAGCCGGGUGCUGGGGGCCCUUCCUGACUGUGCCCGAUGUCCACCUGGCCUCUGCUUGGGGGGUGGCCCAGGCUGGGCCUCCAGCAAGUGGGGAGAGGGCUGUCGGCUGUCAAUAAACAGCAGAAA
Molecule: messenger RNA, 5513 nt
Organism: Lepus europaeus (European hare)
Lineage: Eukaryota; Metazoa; Chordata; Mammalia; Lagomorpha; Leporidae
Gene: CASKIN1
Product: CASK interacting protein 1
Exons: 20
Coding region: 1-4293 (1430 amino acids)
Molecular function (GO): protein binding
Source: RefSeq, a predicted model, not a curated record